AAUGAUCAUCAAAUUAGCAAUACAAGUGUUGAUUCUACUGACCAUUCUGUUGGUGAACUUACCAACUUCAAGCUCCACAGUUGGCGAGUUCAAUCAUAAGUGUCCAGUUUGUUCUACUGAGGAGUUUACUUCAAAACGUUGGCUGAUGCAAGAUUCGGAUGCUGGACAAGCAAUGAGUUGGGUCACUUGGCCUGGAACGGAUUGCAAAAAAUACAUGUUUUUGAUGAUGCCUUGUAAUGGUUCCUGUGUUACAAUAACCGUGGAAAAACAAAAAGGGUUGGAUGAAUACACGUAUGCAGGAUCACUGCAAGAGUGUUCUGAUCAACUGAUCUACGAGAGUCCAGAUUUGCCGGAGUAUAUAGACUUUAAAUCAUUCUCUAAAAACGCAGUCUAUGUAGCCAAACGAAGUGGUCACCGAAUAACUUACAAUUUUACACGCCAUAGCCUGAUUGAUCAUGACGUGUACUAUUCUGCUCGCGAGAUCUCAGAUGCAAUCAAUACUUUGAAGAAAAUGAAAAAUUGCAAUGAGUCAUAUUUUCUGAAAACAAAAGUUUUGCUCCUGAUUGGAGCUACAAUUGCAUGCAGUGUUCUGCUUCUGGCUGUAAUGAAAAUGCUUCACAGAAGAAGAGUGUCUAAAAGGAUCAGCAUUGCCAACAGAGAUGCGAGAACAAGGAAUAUUGUAAUUGCAAUGAAUGAAAUUGACCAGGAAAAUAACAUUGUAGCACAGGAACCCGGAGUAUCUGAGAAUCAAAAUCAAGACCCCGAAACAGAGCUCCAAGAGGACAUGUGCACUUUUGAAAGACAAAAUAAUGCAUAUCAAAAAAUAGAAAACGAUCAUCUUUAAAAUUUAAUUUGCAGCCAAAAUGCGUAAUGUGAAUUUUUAUCAAAUAUAAAAAUGUUGAAAAUAAACAUUUUUCUAAC
Messenger RNA from Caenorhabditis elegans, 921 nucleotides. RefSeq lists its product as uncharacterized. Bases 2 to 844 code for a protein of 280 amino acids. NCBI's taxonomy places the organism in Eukaryota, Metazoa, Nematoda, Chromadorea, Rhabditida, Rhabditidae. The record is from RefSeq and is marked reviewed. The transcript is spliced from 4 exons.